CUGAAACCCUCUAUUUAUAUGAAGCUCUUCUUCUUGGCUCAACAUCACCAUUCAAACAAGGGCAGAAAAAUUAAGUCGAUCUCCUUCUUUGUAGAAAUCAGUAGAAUUAUUGAAGCUCUUAUAGGAAUGGCAGUCGAGUCUUCGUCUUCGUCGUCAAAAGAUAACAAGAGGUCGAAGGUUUCAAGCAGAAAGCUGAGAGGGUAUCUUAGGCAACAGAAAGGGAGGCUCUACAUCAUCAGGAGAUGUGUGGUUAUGCUCCUCUGCUGGCAUGACUAGCUCCUGUGCUGCAAUUCUAAUUCAAUUUGAAGAGUCCCUUCUGGUGCUCAGUUGAAGGGUUUAGAGAGCUUAGGGUUUAGGGUUUCCACAGUAUAUCUUUUCUGUGCAGCAAUGCAGUGAGUUAAUUCAUUAAUCAUCUAGCUAGCUAGAUCUCUCUCCCUUUCUAUCCAUCCAUUCUACAAUAUUGUGGUGUAAAACUGUAAAUAGAGAUGAGAAAUUGUUACUAAUGGUAGUUCUUUGCAGAAUAAUGCUCCAUGGGCAUGAUUUGUAGUUUUCUAUCAUUGAAAUUAAAUAUUCAACUUUGAGGCCAAUCUUAGACU
Messenger RNA from Rosa chinensis, 596 nucleotides. RefSeq lists its product as uncharacterized. NCBI's taxonomy places the organism in Eukaryota, Viridiplantae, Streptophyta, Magnoliopsida, Rosales, Rosaceae. The record is from RefSeq and is a predicted model, not a curated record. The transcript has a single exon. Gene Ontology annotation, biological process: negative regulation of cell population proliferation. The coding region runs from base 19 to 276 and encodes 85 amino acids.